AUGGAUUUUGGCAAAGUACUGGCAAGUACUUUGCACCUGAGCAGCCGUUUGGCUCGUCUGGCUGUGGAGCACAAACUGUGCCACAGCUUCCAGGCCUUCCACUCAUCUUACAGUGACACCGGCCUGCUGGGCAUCUACUUUGUGGCUGAUAAACACCACAUUGAUGACAUGAUGCACUGGUCUCAGAACGCCUGGAUGAACCUGUGCACCACGAUCACAGAGAGUGAUGUGGCCAGAGGGCGAAACGCUCUGAAGGCCAGUUUGAUUGGACAGCUUAAUGGAACAACGCCCAUUUGUGAUGAAAUCGGCAGACACAUCAUGUACUACGGGCGCCGCGUUCCUCUUGCCGAGUGGAACGCUCAUAUCGAUGCCGUGACCCCCAGCGUGGUGCGCGACGUCUGCACCAAAUAUAUCUACGACAAGUGUCCUGCUGUGGUAGGCGUUGGCCCCAUCGAGCAGUUAACUGACUAUAACAGAGUGCGCAGUGCUAUGUACUGGCUCAGGUUUUAAGAAAACAUGUGGCCUCUUCAGUUUUUCUUUCUCCCUCCUCCUGGCUUUAUUCAUCGUCUCGACAACAAGUGAUCACCUGGGGGUCGAACACAAUCGCAUAACGACACGUGCAGCCAUCUUCUGUGGGACCCCCUCUGUUAUCUCACUCAGUGCGGAGUCAUGAAAGGAGCUGCCCGUCUGAGUCUUGAAUUUACUCUGGUUCCAUAUUGAUUGUACGGUUCAGGUACUCACCACCUCAUACUGUUGAUUGAAUGAACCUGAAUACUCCAUAAUUACCAACGUGACCCAGUCCAUCCAAAAUAAAAUAUAAACAAUAUGGAGCACGAGUAUAUUUACAAUUUCUGUAACAUUUGUUUCUGUCCACUAUUGUACAUAAAAUAGCUGUCAUUCUGACGCAAAUAAAUAAAUUAAAAAA
Nematolebias whitei (Rio pearlfish) is the source of this 925-nucleotide messenger RNA. Its product is annotated as cytochrome b-c1 complex subunit 1, mitochondrial. The transcript is spliced from 6 exons. The coding region runs from base 1 to 510 and encodes 169 amino acids. The record is from RefSeq and is a predicted model, not a curated record. NCBI's taxonomy places the organism in Eukaryota, Metazoa, Chordata, Actinopteri, Cyprinodontiformes, Rivulidae. Gene Ontology annotation, cellular component: mitochondrion. Gene Ontology annotation, molecular function: metal ion binding.